AUGAAAAUUGGAAAAAUCAAGAUACUUCAAUCGAGGACUGAAUUGGGUUUUAAUAAGAUAGUAUUUCUGAUCCUCUCAUGCCUUUAUACCCAAAUGGCUCAUUGGCGAACUGGUCUCUCUUCAGUAAGCGGUAGAGCUAACCAAACUGAAUUGCAAUUACUCAUUACUUACCUCUUUCUUUCAAGCCUAUUAUUUUAUGCUGCUCCCUCACCUGAAAUUCAAAUUAUAUCCAAUUCCGAGUCAACAAAUAUUGAAAAUGAAGCUGUCGAUCUAUUAAUUUCAUAUCGAUUUGGUGAUAAACAAAAUAGUCAAAGGUUAUUUGGUACAUUCUCAAAUGCAGGAAGCAAUUAUGAAACCGCCGGAGACAUUAUCCAGAAGCAUACGUUCCUAAAACAAAAAUAA
Molecule: messenger RNA, 402 nt
Organism: Dracunculus medinensis (Guinea worm)
Lineage: Eukaryota; Metazoa; Nematoda; Chromadorea; Rhabditida; Dracunculidae
Source: the annotation of a GenBank genome assembly